Melanotaenia boesemani (Boeseman's rainbowfish) is the source of this 606-nucleotide messenger RNA. RefSeq names its product ring finger protein 224 (gene rnf224). The record is from RefSeq and is a predicted model, not a curated record. The transcript has 3 exons. The coding region runs from base 25 to 606 and encodes 193 amino acids. Lineage: Eukaryota; Metazoa; Chordata; Actinopteri; Atheriniformes; Melanotaeniidae.
ACCAGGAUUAAAGUCAAGAGCAAAAUGUCCCACGAAAAAAACCAUAAGGACGAAGAGGGAGAGAAAGAAGAGAUUACCUGUCAGCCUGUCCCUCCUCCCCACACUUCUGAUGCCAUGGAGAUGGUGAUGUCAAUGAGAAGGCAGGACCUGGUGUGCAUAGUGUGCUUUGGUAGCUAUGACCUAGUAACCCGGUUGCCACGACGACUACACUGUGGCCAUGCCUUCUGCCAGGCAUGUCUGAAGAGACUGGAUACAGUCAUUAAUGAACAGGUGUGGAUCCCAUGUCCUCAGUGUCGACAGAACACGCCUCGGCCCAGAGGAGGAGCAGCGGGUCUGGACCUGGAUCUGGCGUCUUUCCUGGGAGUGAAGGCCCAGCAGACCUGCACCUCCUCCUGUUCCUUGUCCUCCUGGAGGUCCAGCUGUAGGGAAGGACCGCCAGCUGGAGACACAGGCCGGGAUGGUAAGCUGUGGCUGGCGAAGGAGGUCACAGAUGAAAACUGGUCACAUGGAGGCUUGGCUGAGCCGCGCUUCCAUCGCUAUGGCAACUGCUGCCCGCCUCUAUCCUAUUGGUUGUGCUGCUUUUUCUGCUGUCCGGGGCGGGGCUAA